Messenger RNA from Aspergillus aculeatus ATCC 16872, 1116 nucleotides. RefSeq lists its product as uncharacterized. The coding region runs from base 1 to 1116 and encodes 371 amino acids. The transcript has 2 exons. NCBI's taxonomy places the organism in Eukaryota, Fungi, Ascomycota, Eurotiomycetes, Eurotiales, Aspergillaceae. The record is from RefSeq and is a predicted model, not a curated record.
AUGGCCGCUCUCACAAUGACCCCGACCGCCGUUCGCCAGCCUUUCGCCAGCCUGGAUGCACCUCGCAUGCGUUCCUUGCUCCGGUCCAAGCUGAAUUUGAAAAACAAACAAGAUGGUGCCAUCUUGUCCAAAAAGACCCAGCCAACAAUGGAUGUUGACUCGGAGAAUAUCGACCCAGUCACUCUUAAGCUCUCGACCAAGCGGAAGCGGACUAUGGACGACGACGACUCCGAACCAGCGAUCAAGAUUUCUUCAAAGCCGUCCAAGACCUCCCGCGUUGUUCUGACCACCCUCGAACCAAGCACUGCUCCUCAUAUGCCUGCAACGCCAUCCAAGCCGAUUCUGUCUACUCCCAAGUCAGCUCCUAUCCUCAAGCCUGCUGGACGCUCGCCUCAACCAAAGUCAUGCAAAUCUUCCUCUCGACGUUCCACCAUCGCUAAGAGCCGACUUGAAUCGACCGGUCGGAAAGCCGUUCACCGCCCCUUCUCCCUCGCGGCUGCCUUGUCGGGUCCAAAGCCCAAGCGCCAGUCCAAUCCCAAAGCACCGGCUUCCUGGGCGUUCGAUAUCUAUGUUGAUAACGAGCAAGAGGAGAUGACGAACCUCAUGCAACACUCUACUUGCGUCCUGGACAUCAAUGAUCAGCAGGGCAAAGUAGAGACCUCGGGUCGUGGCAAGGAGAACGUUCCACCUGUGGAACUGGGACUGGAUCUGCCACGCUCUCGCGAGCAGGAGUCUCCUGCCGCCGCAGCACGCAAAUCGGUCAUGAUGGAGGAGUCCCGAGCGCCUCUUGGAGACCUGAACGCCGCUGACUUCUACGGCGAUGAUUGCCAUGCUUUCUCUUAUGUCGUCAUUUAUGAUGAUGAGGAGACGGACGGCGCCGAGAAGAAGGCGCCACUCCACCCUUUGCCGCGCACUAGCCCUCGUUCCAUCCCCAGCAAGCUUUCGAGUGUUUCUUCCAUCUCUUCCCUCCUCGAGGCCUCUCUUCCAUCUGAGGCUACCACCGACGCCAAGUCGGAGCCAACGGAGGCUGAGAUUGAGAUCUGGGAAAGCGCAAGUGCUGCGGAAGAAGCAGCUGAGGCAGAUGAGGCAGCUGCUGAGUCAUUCAUUAGCGCUUGA